Messenger RNA from Adineta ricciae, 4608 nucleotides. Lineage: Eukaryota; Metazoa; Rotifera; Eurotatoria; Adinetida; Adinetidae. The record is from the annotation of a GenBank genome assembly.
AUGACUACUCAUACACAAGUGCGAUGUAAACAUAUCUCAUUCCGUCAUUGUCAUUCGAACAAAUCUUCACAGCAAGAAACACCUACGAAGUGCAAUCAAGAUCAAAACUGGUUUCGUGCACUUUUGAAAUGCGUCUCUCCAUCGACUUCAACAUCUUCAAUCUCCAGUCAAAGCUUAUCGCCUUGCACGCCGUCAAGUUUAUCAUCGUCCUCAUCAUCUUACAAAUCAAUCAAAUCGUCACCGUCUAUCGAUUUUUCGUUUCAAACAGUCUCGAAUCCAUCAUUAUCUCGAAUAAUUCUAAUCGUUGACGGAAGAUCCACAAGUUUAAACAAUCUCUGUCACGUAUUCGAACAAUUAAAUAUCAGUUUGAUUCAUCAUGAAACGAAGAAAACAGUGCAAGUGGAACAUGAUCUUUGGUGUCUCGGUGGUCUGGAUGCUUAUACAUUCACAUUGGCGAACUCGAACGUAUCGACACUUCCCGCGUGUAUACAGAAAUUGAAGCAGUAUCAGUUAACAAAAAACGACCUGUUCUGGUUUACAUUUCCACGUCAACCGACGAAAUUUGAUGAACAUGUGUCUGAUCUUGAGAUGAUUUCCUCAGCGAAAGUCGAAUUUAUCGAUUCCUUAUUAAAUCCCGAGAAUGACGAAAACUUCGAGAAGAAACUCUGUCCAUUGAAUGAUGGUAUUUAUGUGGAGAUGAGUUUCGGGUCAUUGGUGUCUCUUGGAUCAUUUCAUUGUUUUGAAACAAUUAAAAAAUUUAAUGGAACGAUUCGAACAUGGAAAAUCACGUUUUAUCAAAAUCAUUUCGAUAUCGAUUAUCAAAAAUCGUCCAAUGACAAUCCAUUGGAAGAAUUUCGCAAACGAAUCAAAGCUGAAUUUAUCGAAAAUUGUGCUGUUGUUAAUACUCUGUACGAUGGAUUUUUGAUCUACAUUAAUAUGAAAGCCAAUUGUAUUGAUUAUUUCAAUUCUGAUCGAACAAAACCUGGCUUGGACAAUUUUGUUCGUGUGGUACCAAAAGAGCCGAGACCAUUGUGUUCAACUUUUCGUCUUUUAAUUAAAUUGGAUAAUAAUGCACUUUCAGCAAGUUUAUCACGACAUUUCGGUGAAAUCAAAUUGACUUUUUCAAAUUUCCUGUCAUUUUUUCAAAGAAACUACAUCGCGAUUACUUACGGAUCGAUUCAAACAUCUCCAGGUUUAAUUCUUCGUCCAUUCAAACCUUUAUUUUCUUCAUUCAUCAAAAACUAUGCUUGGGCUAUUCUCGUCUCUCUUGGUUAUCGUUUUCACCAACGUGUCACUCCAUUAUUCACUGCAAAAAUAUCUACUAUCGAAGAUGAUGAAGACUUUUAUCAUACUUGUAUCCAUUUAUGGAGACGUACAAAAGAAUACUUAUUUAUUGAUUUAUACGAAGAAUUAGUCGAUUAUUUAUCUCGUCAAGCACGAAUACGUGUGGAAGAAAGACAAACGACUCUAUCGAAGACGACUAUCAAACAGCCGCCGAGAAAUUAUCAAUAUGUACCGAGUGUGACUGUUACACCGACGACGAUUGUUAUUAAACCGUUGAAAUUGUGUAAAACGAAUCGAAUCUUACGAGAGAAGAGUUUCGGUGGACCGUUUAAUUUCGCGUUGGUAGAGAUUCGUGAAGAAGAUGGCGGUGUUUUGUAUCCGUUAGAUUUUCGACAAAUCCGAUGGAAAUUGAAACAAUUGUUAGUUGAUGGUUUUUCUAUCGAACCGAAUCGUAUUUAUAAAUAUCUCCAUCAUUCUCAAUCUCAAUUGAAAGAGAAACAAUUUUGGUUUUAUCAUCAUCAUCCAACGACGACAUAUGAAAAAGGAAAUCUUUCGUUUGACGAUGCUUAUCUAUGGAUGGGAAAUUUCGAUUGCGAACGUGUUGUUGCCAAACAUACAGCACGUAUUGCACAAUGCUUUACCAGUACCGAAGAAACAAUUCAGAUUCCAGCUGAAGCUGUAAGGUAUAUUAAUGACGUUGAGACUGAAGAUGGGAAGUAUAAUUUCACAGAUGGUUGUGGAACAAUGUCAACGAUCUUACGUGACCAGGUUAAAGCGAAACUUGGUCUUCAUUAUCCAUUUAGUGUUAUGCAGAUUCGUUACGGAGGUUGUAAGGGUGUUCUUUGCUUGUGUCCGGAGUUGAAUAACGCACCACAACAACUAGUUUUACGCCAUUCCAUGCGAAAAUUUAAUUGUGAUUAUGAUAUUCUUGAGUCAUGUCGUAUAUCUGCGCCACGUCCACUCUAUUUAAAUCGUCAAACAAUUGUUUUACUUUCUCAUCGUCAUGUUCACGAUGUCAUCUUUUUAUUGUUACAACAGGAACAUCAUUUAUGGUUAAUUGAAUCGUUAUUAUAUCCAUCGGUGACUUAUGAUUUUCUUUCGGAUAAAUUAACACGGAAUUUAUUUCCAUUACGAGAAUUAUUUCUCGAUGGACAAAUCAAUUUAGCUGAAGAACCAUUUUUUCGUCAAUUAAUCGUAACAUUCAUUCACCAUGAUUUUAUUAAAAUGAAAGAGAAAUCACGAACACGAAUACCCAAACAAUCGGCCAGAAAUCUCAUUGGAAUUGUCGAUGAAUAUGGCGUACUGGAAUAUGGUGAAGUUUUCGUUCAGUUCAGUAAUUUACGUUCGAAAAGUCUUUAUCGUCCCAUCCAAUCUCAACAUAGUUCACCAACAAACGAUUUCGAUGAUUCAAGUUCUCGAGAAUAUGAGUGGACAGAGACGACCAUAUUGAAUAACACUCGUGUUGUUGUCACAAAACAUCCAUGCCAUCAUCCAGGUGAUAUGAGAACAUUUAAUGCGGUUGAUAAACCUGAACUACGACAUUUACGUGAUUGUAUUGUCUUUCCACAAAAAGGUUCACGACCACAUUCAAACGAAAUCAGCGGUUCCGACCUCGAUGGGGACGAAUAUGCUGUAUUCUGGCUUGAUAUACUCGUACCAACCACGGACAACUUCCAACCUUAUGACUAUGACUCACAGACACCGCCUGUACCUUUAUCACGCCCAGUGACGCGUGAUGAUAUCGUUGAUGUUGUGUUAACUAUAUCAGAACAAGAUUGUUUGGGCAAGUUGUGUUGUACACAUUUGGCUUAUGUUGAUAAAUUUGGUGUUCAACAUGAUGACUGUAUUGCUAUUGCUGCGGCGAUUUCCGAAGAAUUAGAUGCGGGCAAAACAGGUAAACAUCCAUUUAACGAACAAAAAAUCAAAGAGCUAAACAGUAAAUUGGAUUAUAAACGACCGGAUUAUAUUGACAAAGAUCAGUUUGAUCUUUAUCCAAGUGAACAUGUUCUUGGCAAAUUAUUUCGUUCGAUUACCCGUUCGCAAACGACCUGGUCGAUUAUAAACCAUUCUGCGUAUCAUCCCGAAGAAAAAGAUCCUUCGUACGAUAUUCUCUCAACUAUCGAACGUGUUCCGAUCGAUGUUCAUCUAAUUCACCCAAGUUAUCAUCGUUAUACAUCAGCGGCACUAGAUCUAUACCGAACAUAUCGUGAUGUCAUAUUGAAUAUUAUGUUUGCCUAUCAUUUUGUGUCGGAUAUUGACUUAAUAUGUCGUUUCGAUUCUCAACAACAACAAUGUAUGUCGAAACAUAUCGAUGUUGCCGAUUCAGCGCAAGUCGAAUUGAAAGCGUUGAUGGACAGAAUAAAAAAUCUCUUCUAUUCUGAAUUUAACGCUCGAGAGCAAAUCGAACGUCGGCAAAAUUUCAAUAGGAGAGAAAAUGAAACGGCAUAUUUAGAUGACAAACUAGCCAAAGCAAGUGCAUGUUAUGUUGUUUGUUACCAAUACGAACAGGCACAACAUCCCAAGCGCAUUCUUUCAUUUCCAUGGUUAUUUUCACGACUUUUGCUCCAACUUCGACAACGAAAUUUAGCCGUAAUGGCAACAGCCAUCGAUCGACCGAUCGUGCAAUUACGUGAACAUGGGAUUGUCGCUCGGGUAAUGAGACAAGCUCUUCAUCGAUUAGUUGAGCAAAGACAUUUACGAUUCUUUGUUGAGCUUAUCGAAAAUAGAGAAAACACAUUCGCUGUAAAUAAACGCGUUAUUUUACAAUUACAAGAUCCAGUCAAUAAUGUCGAAUGCGAUAAUCUUCAAUUGCAUUUGAUUGAAAUAUGUUUCAUUGAAAUUAUUCAUAAUUGGUUAUCUCGACAGAAUAUUUUCGAAACAACGGAUAUCAUGUCAUCAAAGAGAAAACCUCUUAUCAACGAACAGCAUUGUUGGCAACAUAUUCUAACAAAAUUCAUCUAUGAAAUCAAUGAACAAGCUCCGUUUGAUUGUUCAACUUUAAUUAUUCGUCAAGACAAAUCGUCGGAUAUUUACUACACUUCUAUCAAAUCAUUUCUCUCAUCAUGGCCAUACGACGAUGAUGAUAGACAUGAAUCAAAUCAAUGUCGAUAUGACGAAUAUUUUUCGACAAUGUAUCAUCAUUUGAUACGUUUAGCAUCAUCGUGUUCACAAAAUCACGUCGACACAAAAGAAAAAUUCGAUUUUUGUUAUUUGCAUGAAUAUUUAAUACUUGCUUUGCAAUGCAUGAUUGCUGGAGUUCCACAAGAAAUUAAUGGAUGGGCAGAUCUACAAAUUUUGGAUGACGAUGAUGAUGAUAAACAAUAA